AUGAUUAACAAUGAAGCAUCAUCGAGUAUCAUUGAUGAUCCGAAAACGAUGGAAACGUCAGUUGUUACUCGACAGGUGCAAAGACCACCCAUGUCUGACGAAUCAAUACAUGGUCACGUCCCAAUGUUAAUGGAAGGAGACCGAAUGGAAGCCGACGAACUAUUUACAGCACCGAACAAGUUUUAUGACGAACAACGUCAUUCGUCGUCAGAGCGUAUUCGGUGUACACAAAUGUUUUUAAACGACGAAGGAAAAGAAUGGUAUGAACAAAACAGAGCCGAAAUCAAAGACGAUUGGUUAUCUUUCUGUGAUCGAUUGAAGCAACAUUUACAAAGCGGUCGACCGAUUCGUACACGUUCCUCACCACCAAGUGAAAACAUAUCAGUGCACAAUGAAGAUAAGUGUACAUUGGUGUUAGCGUCAUGGGUUGUUACUACACGACGCUAUCGUUUGACAUAUCUAUGUGCACAAGUAACGCUCGUCUAG
Adineta ricciae is the source of this 486-nucleotide messenger RNA. The record is from the annotation of a GenBank genome assembly. NCBI's taxonomy places the organism in Eukaryota, Metazoa, Rotifera, Eurotatoria, Adinetida, Adinetidae.